Messenger RNA from Bombina bombina (fire-bellied toad), 429 nucleotides. RefSeq names its product hemoglobin larval subunit alpha-like. The record is from RefSeq and is a predicted model, not a curated record. Bases 1 to 429 code for a protein of 142 amino acids. The transcript is spliced from 3 exons. NCBI's taxonomy places the organism in Eukaryota, Metazoa, Chordata, Amphibia, Anura, Bombinatoridae. Gene Ontology annotation, biological process: hydrogen peroxide catabolic process; oxygen transport. Gene Ontology annotation, cellular component: haptoglobin-hemoglobin complex; blood microparticle; hemoglobin complex. Gene Ontology annotation, molecular function: oxygen binding; heme binding; peroxidase activity.
AUGACGCUGUCUGCUGCUGAGAAGUCCGCUAUCCUGUCCCUGUGGGGCAAAAUCUCCUCAAAUGUCAGCACCAUUGGUGCUGAAGCUCUGGACAGGCUAUUUCAGAGCUUCCCUCAGACCAAGACUUACUUUCACCACUUUGACCUGACACCUGGCUCUGUUGAUCUCCAGGCCCAUGGUGGGAAGGUCCUGUCUGCCAUUGGUGAAGCUGCCAAACAUCUAGACAAUUUGGAUGAGGCCCUGGCUAAGAUCAGUGACCUGCACGCUUACAACCUGAGAGUGGACCCUGGAAACUUCAAGCUGCUGUCCCACUGUAUUCAGGUUGUCCUGGCUAGUCACUUCCCAGAGGAGUUUGAUGUUGUAGCCCAGGCCGCGUGGGACAAGUUCCUCUCUGCUGUGUCCACUGUGCUGACCUCCAAGUACAGAUAA